Messenger RNA from Leopardus geoffroyi (Geoffroy's cat), 2253 nucleotides. It is a transcript of the gene PLEKHG7, whose product is annotated as pleckstrin homology and RhoGEF domain containing G7. Gene Ontology annotation, molecular function: guanyl-nucleotide exchange factor activity. The record is from RefSeq and is a predicted model, not a curated record. Gene Ontology annotation, biological process: Rho protein signal transduction. NCBI's taxonomy places the organism in Eukaryota, Metazoa, Chordata, Mammalia, Carnivora, Felidae.
AUGGAGCCACCCUGCCCAGAGGUGCAGAUAAGAGGCUGUGGGGCGUCUCCUCGGUUCUCUGUGAGGAGUCGGUCAAAGAAGCACUGCGAGAACCAGGAGAAUCUUCUCCACUCUGACCAGCAAGCCCCAGACCGCAUCUCUACGUCUCCCACUUACAGGAGAUUAAGGGGCAAUGUCUGUGGAGCAACACUGCUGCCUCAGCAAGAGACCUAGGAAGUGGUCACCUGGAAAGAGCCUGGAAGCCAGCAGGAGCCUGCCUGCUCUCCACGUUACCUCCCCAAGAGUCCGCGAAGCCCAAAGAAUUCUUCACAUUCUCUAUCGCCCUUGAGACUCCAACCAAGAUUCCCUCCGGAUCCCCAAAGGUCCUCAACACAACUGGCUCAUUUGAACCCCUUCUCCUAUCUACGGCCAUACCACCCUGAACACAUCCAGUCUUAUCUGAACCCCUUCCCCUGCUUCAGCCCAUCAGUGGGGGGUCUUUUUCCCAGGCCUCUCUUCCAGAGAGAGGAAGCCACUCACCACCCAGCCCUGCCACAAGGCCUCCUGGUUCUCGGAGUAGAAGGUCAGGUUAGCGAUGGUCUGUCGGCCAUUAGAUAUAGUAAAGGCAGCCCUCUUGCGAUCCAGGCCAUUGAAGACAACCUGAUCAACGUGUCUAUUCCUUCAAGAAGCUUAUUUGAAUACCUGCUCUAUGUCAAGUGCUAUGCGAGGUUCUAUGAGCAUAGGCAGGGUUUUGCGGUGCUCAACUUCCCUGGACUUGGGGUGUUCCCGGGGAACAUUCCGGUGUCAGAUGUAGCUGCAGAUUACCUGUGCCACCCCCUUCUGCUACUGAAUUCAGAAUCCAAAAAGCCAAGAUGGUGUUUCUCCCAGAGAGGCAUGGAGAGUGGCGAAGACAAACACAGGCACAUACCUGACCUGGAGAACUGCCUGUCCUCAGUGAAAAUUACAGACUUCAGGGACUGUGAGUUCCACUGCCAUAACGAUAAAACCUGGAAUGAAAUCAUGGAAACAUAUCAAAAACUUCCUACCAAUUAAUUAGACUUGAGAAAGCAGCAAGUGGCCGUGUGGGAAGUCUUCAUGGGUGAAUGCAUUGAUUUCUUGGACCAUUUAUCAGUUCCUAAGAUGAUCUUCAUGAAUACAUUAAAAUAUCUACAAACUCAUGAAUAUCUUCCGGAUGUAGAUUUAUGGAGACUUUUUGCAAACCUAGAAGAGUUAAGUCAGACAAGCUUCGAUUUUGUAAACAGUGUUUUUGGCAUCAUCAAGGACUAUGCUGAGCCUUCUGAGACCUCACUACUGAUGGAUUUCAUCUCCAUGCUCACAAAGUAUUUCUGAGGCAGCCUCUGUCAGAGCCACCAGACCUUGAAUUACUUAGUCACUGUCUUUUAUCUUGAGAGCCUGAGGCAAAGAGAUGACUUUGGAAUUUAUUUAAAGUGGUGUGAGCAAAAUGAACAGUGAGGACGGCUCCACCUGCCUGAGCUGCUGGUGGCCCCACUGGACAGAUGGGGUGACUUGACCUUGUUGCUAAAGAAUGUCUGGAAAUGGAGUAGAGACUCUAUGGAGAAAAUCAUGAUCUACAACAUCAAGGAAAAGAUGGAAAGGUCAAUCAGGAUCCUUGAAGGAAAAGUGAAGUGGCUUGACAAUUGCCAAAAAUGUAGACAUCUAUGGAAGAUUAUUGUGUGGCCUCCACUAUGGGAUAGAAACAAAAAGUUUCUCUCCUUGUUUUGCCUGAAACAUAUUUUUAAAGAACACACGGCAGAAAACAUCUUGUCACCAACCACCAGACACCUUUUCUAUGAAGGAAAAUUAACUCUUGCAGAAAGCACAAGAUUCCUAGGUGUUUAUAUAUUUCUCUUUGAUGAUUUCCUCUUAGUUGUGAAAACUAAUUGCAACAAAAAGAAACUUGAAGGUUCAGGCAUUGGUUUAAUGUGUCCUUCGCUUACUGCUGAGCCGUGAACAGUAAUAAAAGAGGGUGGUUCGUGUAUGGUACUUGAUCAGCCCAUUCCACUAGACCGAUUGGUGGUCAAAAGUAUCGAUCCACUCCACAUGUCUGCGUUUGGGCUGAGAAAUGCUUUCCUUGUACAACAUGAAAACAGAUAUCGACGGUGUGUAGCAAUGUUCUUAUUCCAAACCCAAAGAGAAAAUAUCAAAAAAACACGGAUGACACAAAUAACAGCAGCAAUAUCUUGCUUCACCAAGAACCAGGAAACCAAGAAGAUAUCUUUAUUUACGUCACCUGCAGAAUCUUCUGAAUUGUAG